AUGUUGAGAUCUAUUGUUACGGUUGGAUAUGUGGGUUGGAUUUUAUAUAGCUUAAAAUACACUUUAAAAGAACAUUAUUUACCGAACAAUUCGCCCAUCAAAAAGUCAGAUACAUCAUCAAAUGAAUUGGUUACAAUGGCAAAAUAUAUUAAUUUCCUUGCUAUAACAUCUUUAAUCGUAUUGGUAUCUGUUUUGUAUAUACAAGAAUCACCUGCAACGUAUUACACAUACGUAAUGUUUGCAGUUUAUUUUUGUUGGGAUGAUUUACUGGACUAUAAAAUAUUCACGGAAAGUUAUAAAUUAGCUUUAAUUUCACGGAGUUCGUUUGCACUUAUUGGAUAUGUAAUUGGACAUAUUCUUGCAUUGGAACUUUUUGUAUACAGUUAUUUCGAAAGGAGUAUUCUUAGCGCGUGUUUUGUAUUAGCGGCAUUAUGGCCAUUAAUUAUGCCAUCAAAAGUUCGAUCCGAUAAUAAAUUACUCUUAACUUACUGGUCUGGGUCAUGUUUGGCAUCAAGUAUUUUUACAUUAAUGCCUGUGGAAAAGGGAGAAGAUAUAUCAUUAGUGAUCUAUGGCGGAAUCUUAAUUCUUAUUACAGGAAUUAAUUCUAUGGUUAAGAGUUCCAAAUAUACAAUAGGAGAUGAAAUUGGUUCAAAAGCCAUGACCAUAUUUCAGUUGUCAUUAGUGGCUUUAAGUAUGAUAAUAGUUUAUGACACUACAAAUAAUUUGAAAGAGAAGAUUGGUCUUCCAGUUAUAAAUCAAUAUGCCGCAUGGAUAAUAUUAGUUAUUGCAACAGCCACACCAUUCUUUUAUGGAUUUGGAAAACAACAUCAUUAUUUAAAACAAAUUGAACGUAAAUUAUUUUCAUCUGAACACUCAAAUCAAAAACAUGAAGGGCAUCGUAAAUUAGAAAUGAGGGAUUCAAGAAUUUCGUUAAUAUUUUUAUUUUUUAUUAAAGUUGGAUUUUUUGGAACAGGAAAU
Messenger RNA from Funneliformis geosporum, 978 nucleotides. The record is from the annotation of a GenBank genome assembly. Lineage: Eukaryota; Fungi; Glomeromycota; Glomeromycetes; Glomerales; Glomeraceae.